Messenger RNA from Paramecium tetraurelia, 1168 nucleotides. RefSeq lists its product as uncharacterized. Gene Ontology annotation, biological process: protein phosphorylation; regulation of cytokinesis; mitotic spindle organization. Gene Ontology annotation, cellular component: spindle pole centrosome; chromosome passenger complex; spindle microtubule. The transcript is spliced from 3 exons. The record is from RefSeq and is a predicted model, not a curated record. Lineage: Eukaryota; Ciliophora; Oligohymenophorea; Peniculida; Parameciidae. Gene Ontology annotation, molecular function: ATP binding; protein kinase activity.
AUGAUUUAAUAUCCCUUCUUUAGUUUACCCCCAAAAUGUCACCAAGCAAUACCAAGUGUGCCAAGAAAAUUAUUGAAAGAUUAAUAUGAAUUACUUUCUACCGAUUUGGGAUAAGGAACCUAUGGAAAAGUGAAGUUAGCCAUAAAUAGAGCAAAUAACAAGAAAUGUGCUAUAAAAAUAAUCUCUAAAAGUUACAUAAAUUAAUACAAUGCAAAAUAACACAUCGAUAAUGAAAUCAAUUACCUCUAAUGUUGUAAACACAAGAACAUUGUAGAGUUUAUAGAAACGUUUGAGGAUAAGGAAAAUGUUUACAUUGUGUUGGAAUACUGUUAGAAUGGAACUUUGUAUGAGAUGAUUAAAAAGAAAAAAGUCUUUAGUGAAGAUGAAGCCUUUUCAUAUUUUUAUUAGAUAGCCCAAGCCAUACAGUAUUUGCACGAGAAAGACAUAGUGCACAGAGAUAUCAAGUCAGACAAUGUGUUGUUAUAGAAUAACACAGUAAAGUUAUGUGAUUUCAAUUGGUCAAUAUAUUUGCCAAAUGGAGGCAAAGCCAAACCUUGUAUAUGUGGGACUACUGAAUACAUGCCUCCUGAAGUGGUCAAAAAGUAGAAGCACGACAAAGGAGUUGAUGUGUGGGCACUCGGAAUAUUAUUACAUUACAUGCUGCAUGGAGAAUUGCUAUUCAAAGCCAAGAACAAAGAAGAAUUGCAUGAGAAGAUAUGUAAUAAGCAUUUGAUAAAAUUGAAUGAUAACUUAUCAAGUGAGUGCAAAUAAUUGUUACUCUAAAUGCUUGCUCAUUCAAAACGAAUCAAUAUUUAGUAAGUCCUGAAUUCUGAGUGGGUAAUUAAAAUGCUUACGAAUAAAAAUAUUUCACAUCCAUUAGAGUUGACUCCUAUUAAAAACAGAUCCAGUGCUUAUGAAUUAACUAGAUUUAGUGUGAUUUCAGAAUCGACUUGUUUCUCUAGUUCGAAAUUCACUACUAAAUCCUAUGACAUCGAAUCUCCGUUCAAAUAAUCCAAUAAUUGCGUAAAAUAAGCACCCCAGCCCUAAUAACCUCUAAAGGUGAAGAGCACUGCCUUGGAUCAAAAGAUUACUGCAUUUAGAGUUGAAAAAAGACAAAUUGAAUGAAGAAUUAAAACUUAUUUAUUUUUUAAUGUAAUAUUAUAAAUCA